Messenger RNA from Manduca sexta (tobacco hornworm), 1418 nucleotides. RefSeq names its product trypsin-4. The coding region runs from base 130 to 936 and encodes 268 amino acids. Gene Ontology annotation, biological process: proteolysis. The transcript has 6 exons. The record is from RefSeq and is a predicted model, not a curated record. Gene Ontology annotation, molecular function: serine-type endopeptidase activity. Lineage: Eukaryota; Metazoa; Arthropoda; Insecta; Lepidoptera; Sphingidae.
GUCGCCGUGAACUUGGCCCGGUCUCUGUCACCCUGGCCCCGAGGCCUUAUCGGAGGCGCCGCCCGCGGCCUAUAAUAGCUGGGCCGGCGUCUCCCCCUCACUCCAGACUCAGUUGUGACACCGGCAGACAUGUUGCGCAUCAUCUGCCUCCUCGCCAUCAGCGCUGCCGCCCACGCCUGCAAGCCUUGCACUUGUGGAGUGGCGCGGGCCGGACGCGUGGUCGGCGGGGUGGCGGUGUCGCCCGGCGAAUUCCCAUGGCUGGCAGCCCUGAAGCGCGACGGGAAGGUGAUAUGUGGCGCCACUGUGGUCGCGCCAGACCAUCUCAUCACCGCCACGCAUUGCGUGCACGGAAUUGAAGCGUCUCGGUUGACUGUCCUUGUGGGUGAAUACGACGUCAACUCAUCUCAGGCUGCGGGUUACCAGGUUAGCCAUGUGGCUCAACAUCCAGACUUCAACAAAUAUUCGUAUGAUUGCGACAUCGCUGUCCUGAGACUGGAGGAGCCUUUGCCGGACAAUCUUUACCGACCUGCUUGCUUGCCAGACUGGACUGACGAGCAUUAUCUUGAAGGUGUAGACGCCAUUGUUUCUGGCUGGGGCAGCACUGUGGAAAAAGGACCUUCAUCUAACGUUCCUAUGAAAGCUGGAGUACAAAUCUGGGCUCAAGAAGAAUGCACGAGCGCCGGGUACGGUCGGAAGAAAGUGACCCCUCGCAUGUUAUGCGCUAAUGCUGCUAGUAGAGACGCUUGCACUGGCGAUUCUGGCGGUCCGUUGCUAAUGGCCAAACCGCAUUAUACCCUCGUCGGCAUUGUGUCAUGGGGAAGAGGCUGCGCAAGACCUAGUUACCCGGGAGUGUAUACCCGCGUGGAUCAGUUCAUGCCCUGGCUCAAAGUGGCUCUACGCAACGCCUGCACGUGCCAACCACCUUCAUCGGGCUAAAUAAAACAAACAAUUUAAAUUAUAACAAAAAAUAAUAGAAAGUUUGUAAUGUUCUAGGUUAGUAAAACAACCAAAAUCAUUAUUUUUGUUUAAUAAUCUACAUUUAUAAAACAAAUGAGGCCAGUAUAUUGACGAGGUGUUUAUGCCAAUUCAAUAUCUACUAUAGGUUAUUUAUAUAUUUAAAGGAAAUUUUAACAGUACUUAUAAAUUAAGUAAAUGUAGACAAUUGAUUUGGUGUUUUUUAAUGUUUUAUAAUAAUGUAAUGAAAAAUGUAUCAGUAUUAGAUUUACUAUUUAGGUACAUACAUAUUUUAUUGUUAUUAGUUUUAUUAUGUGGUACAAAGUGACUACAAAACCAUGGCUGUGAUUAAUUAUAAGUUAGUAUAUUAAGUUUGUUGUACAUGUUUGGUUCUUUUCAUUAGGAAAUAACCAUUAUUAUAAUUUUAAUUAUAAAAAAUACAAUAUAUGCUGAAAACAAAAAAA